Molecule: messenger RNA, 450 nt
Organism: Peronospora matthiolae
Lineage: Eukaryota; Oomycota; Peronosporomycetes; Peronosporales; Peronosporaceae
Source: the annotation of a GenBank genome assembly
AUGGGUGGGCAUCAGAAGAAAUUCAUGGUCCGUGUCGUGCUCUACAAGUGUCAGGACCUGGCAGGGGCUGACAUGGACGUCGUGGAUGGCAAAAGCGACUCGUACGUGGUCUUCACGCUAGGCAGCGACACACAGAAGAGCUCGUGUAUCGUGAACAACCUCAACCCACAUUGGUCGCCGCCCGAGAAGUUUCAAUUCGAGCUGGACGAGUGGCAGAAUCAGUUCCUCGUUGCACAGGUGUUCGACUGCGACCGCCUGAGUAGGGACGACCUCCUUGGCUCUGCAGUCAUCCCUCUGGCGCUCUAUGCAGGCCACCGACACUGCGAAAUGUACAGCUACCCGUUGGUUUUGCCGGACGAGGUGGGUGGGUUUGGAGCUCCUAAAAGCGACUUAUUCCUGCAGAUCAGUUUAGUGGCUAGUGACGGCAGUGACGUCGAGUAUUACUAUUAG